AUGGGCAUUUCUUGGAAUCAAGAAUCAGACGAUCUAUUCAUAGACGUCGAACCCAUCAGUACCUUCCUCGCCUCAAACCCACCUUCCAAACGCCAUCUCCUCAAAGGGUUGAGCCAAAUUUUUGAUCCGCUGGGAUUCAUAGCUCCAUUCUCCAUAGCCCUAAAAAUGAUGGUCCAAGUCCUAUGAUCCAGGAAAAUCGACUGGGACGCUCCGCUUCCCAGUGACAUCAGCGAGAAAUUCACCGAGGCAACCAGCAACUUAAGAAAUGGAUCAUCGAUCCGGAUCAAACGUUGUCUUUUCGGGCUCGUCGGAAACAACUCGCGCCGCGAACUUCACGUUUUCGCGGACGCGUCCCUCGCUGCCUAUGGCUGUGUAGCCUACAUCAGGGAAAUUCCGAAAAAUAAACGGGAUUCUCCGGCAUUCGUGCAGUUCGCCGUGGCGAAAGCAAGAGUGGCCCCAUUAAAAGGUCACUGGACCAUUCCGAGACUAGAACUAAUUGCGGCACUGUUGGCAGCUCGCUUAGCCUCUUCAAUUAGAAAAUCGCUCAGCUCCAAUAUCGACGAAGUCUUCCUCUACUCGGAUAGCAGCUCAGUACUCGGGUGGAUACGGGAUGAGCCGAGUCGGUGGAAGCAGUUCGUAGCCAACCGCAUAAGGGAAAUCCAGACGCUUUCGGAUCCCAAAUCGUGGAGCUACAUCAGAACGCAGGAAAACCCAGCAGACUUGUUCACAAGAGCUUCUCCACUCGAUACAGACAGGCUCAAAAACCUGUGGCAAAAGGGCCCCUCUUGGCUUCUCACUCUUGAGGAACCGGAGACCCACUCGCUAAAUCAAUCCACCGAAAACGUGUCUUCGGAAAGGAAAUCCGAGACAAUCGUCGCGGUGGCGUCAAACCACCUCGGCGGUGUCCCAGUGAUCGGUAAACAAUUCUCUUCCUGGGGAAAGUCGGUCCGUAUCAUGGCAUACGUGCUCCGUUUCACAUCAUCAAAUGGAACCUCUAGACCAAAAACCCACCAGAUCGACGCCCCUGAAUUCCGUUCCGCUGAGGAUAGACUCAUCCAAAACAUCCAGAGGUCGGCUUUCGGAGCCGAAUUCGAUUCCCGUUGUGAGAACAUCUCGAAAUCGAGUAAACUCUUCCAACUGAAGCCGUUCCUUUCGGAGGAUGGUUUCAUCCGUUGUAAAUCCAGACUCGUGAACUCGUCCCAACUGACGUUCGACGAAAAAUAUCCAAUUAUCUUACCGGGAGAGAUGGCGCUCACCCAACUUUUAGUACGCCACAUCCAUGAGAGCAUAUGCCUCCAUUCAGGCGGCAUCGCCUCGAUCUUGCAUACAUUACGUCAGCGAUUUCUGAUCACAAAAAUCAGGCAGGUAGCGGGGUCCGCAAUCGCCGGCUGCAAGAUCUGCGCGAGAUUCAGAGCCAGCCAGGCUAGCGAGGAGAUUCCCCCUUUGCCAAAGUUUCGGCUAGAGGCUAGUUCGCCCUUCACCAUCGUCGGUAUAGAUCAUUGCGGUCCGAUUUUUUCCAAAACGGACACGGGAGAAAAGCGGAAAGGCUAUGUCACGUUGUUCUCAUGUGCGGUGACAAGAGCCCUGAGAUUGGAGCUCUCGUGCGACUUGACAACCUUCGAAUUCCUUUUGGCCCUGCGACGAUUCAUCGCCAGGAAUCCAGCAGUCCAAAGGAUCACCUCCGACAACGCCCGAACGUUCACAAAGGCCGCCGGCGAAUUAAACACCCUAUUCGAGCACAUGCAAUCGAAUCAAGUCAGAGAUUUCCUGACCAUCAAAAAAAUCGAAUGGCAGUUCUCCACUCCAAAAUCCCCAUGCGACCCAAACGAACCUAGAGCACUGUCUCCGGCGGAUCUGAUGUACGGCUACGCAUCCGGCCAGUACCUUCCGGACACCAGAAGGAUCAUUAAACAAGCGGAAGACGCAUCAGCGAUCGUCUUUUCCCAACGAUGGCGACGCCAGCAAUCCGUUCUGAGAGGUUUCUGGAAACAAUUCCAGAACGAAUACCUCCAGUAUCUCCGCUCACUCCAUUACAACAAACCGGACAGUUCCAAGCCGCUCUCCUACACACAGGCCGCCUCGAUCUGGAAGAAACUCCAAGAGAGGUUCGGAGCGAAAACCGAAGCUCAGCAAUUCGUGGCUGUGAGCAAUUUCCUCAGCUGGGAAUACAGGAGAGAUAAGUCAGUCGACGACAACAUUUCAACUUUCAAGAGACUGAAAUACGCACUGGACGAGUGUAAUGCUGACAUCAAGGAGGAGAUCAUUUAUUUGUAUCACCCUCAUCAACAAGUUACCGCCAAACUGGACAUGGAUUAA
Messenger RNA from Galendromus occidentalis (western predatory mite), 2316 nucleotides. RefSeq lists its product as uncharacterized. Lineage: Eukaryota; Metazoa; Arthropoda; Arachnida; Mesostigmata; Phytoseiidae. Gene Ontology annotation, molecular function: nucleic acid binding. The record is from RefSeq and is a predicted model, not a curated record. The transcript has 3 exons.